Pseudozyma hubeiensis SY62 is the source of this 5583-nucleotide messenger RNA. RefSeq lists its product as hypothetical. NCBI's taxonomy places the organism in Eukaryota, Fungi, Basidiomycota, Ustilaginomycetes, Ustilaginales, Ustilaginaceae. The coding region runs from base 1 to 5583 and encodes 1860 amino acids. The transcript has a single exon. The record is from RefSeq and is a predicted model, not a curated record.
AUGGCUUCCACCGCCGCAGGCGAGCUCGCCCGCAAGGCGCUCAUGAACGAUGCUCGUCAGGAGGAAGCCAUCACAGUCAACCAGCGCGCCCUCAUCGACAAGAUCCUCGCCAGGUACGCCGCCGAAUUCACCGUCUUUCGCGAACUGCUUCAGAAUGCAGACGACGCUGGUGCCACCCACUGCGAGCUCCGUUUCGAGUCGCAGCGAUCCCAAUCCACACAAUCCGACGUUGCCUCCACAUCCGCAUCCACCCUUCUGCCCGAUUUCAAAGCUACCCUCAGCAACUGGGUCUUUCGCAACGACGGCAAGCCCUUUGGCAACGAUGACUGGUCCCGUCUACGCAGGAUCGCAGAAGGAAACCCAGAUCCCGACCGUAUAGGUGCCUUCGGUGUCGGUUUCUACUCGCUCUUCAGCAUCUGCGAGGAGCCCAUCGUCUCAUCCGGUGACGAGCUCAUGGGCUUCUUCUGGAAAGGCGACGCCCUCUUUACCAAACGUGCCAACAACGCUGACCGUCAGACUUCGCCCUCUGGCAACCCAUGGACCACCUUCUUCAUGGCCCUUCGCGAACCGUCCCCCUUCCCCGAUUAUCCCAUGGCCCUCGCCAAGUUCUUGGCCACCUCGCUCACCUUUACCACCAAGAUCCGCUCCAUCGGACUCUACUGGGACGACCAUCUCCUCUGCAAGCUCGACAAGAAGCUCGCUUUGCCAAAGUCCAUGUCCAUGCCCGGCCAUCUCAAUGCGUACAGCCCAGCCAAGAUCAUGCGCGUUCGAGAUCUCGAGUCGACCGCCGUGCAGAUCGACGUCCAAGCACUCCAACUCGUCAUCGAUGCUGCCGAAAAGGACAAACCCAGACCCAAACAGUCUCUUGCAUCUGCUCUCGGCAAGACGGCCGGUGGCGGUCUCACCUCCAUGCUCCAGAGCGCCUUUGGCUUUGGCUCCUCCUCUGCAAAGGACAAGGAGCGCGAGCGUGAACUCCAACGACGCAGAGAAGUCGAGGCUGCAGCGCACGAGCAAGAAAGACGCAAGCUCGACGCCACUGCCGCCGCGCUCACUUCGGUCUCCGCCUCCAUUCAUCUGCGUAUCGCAACCGCAAACGUAAGCGUAUCAGCCGACAAGACCUUCUCGAGAGAAAUCGAGCGCAGCACAAAGAAGCCUCCCCCCAAGGUCACCGCCUUCCACCUCAUCUUCACAGGCAAGGAGGAGUACGAUGCCAGCUUCCCCGAAGACAACGACAACCCCGACACUUCCCUCUCCAUCACUUCGUCCACCGCCGCACUCGACACAGGCGUACGCCAGAUCUUUUCCGGUCUCAUGCCCCGCCUCGAAGACCAAGGUCACGCCUUCAUCGGCUUCCGAACUCAUCAGACCACCGGCUUCAGCGGCCACAUUGCAGCACGAUUCAUCCCCACCGUCGAGAGGGAGUCGCUCGACUUUGUCGACAGAUACUGUGCUCAGUGGAACUCGGAGCUGCUCUCCAUGGGAGGCUAUGUCGCUCGUGCCGUCUACGAGAAUGAGCUGACCGACAUUGGUCGACUGUGGACAAAUUCGUUUGGCGACAAGCGUCCGCCCAAAGACGACGAUCCUACAGCAAAGGCGCUCAAGGAUCGUGCGCUCCAUCUCAUGCGCUUCUUCACCUUCCGCGCCUCUUCGCCAUCCUCCCGCGUCUCGUCGCUCUUCCUCACCUCUUUUUUCGGAUCGGCACGUCAGAACACCAUUACGCUCAUGUCGACGCGCGGCAUCAGACAUUCGGCCGCCGUGCGCGUCCCCAAUGCCCUUCUUGCGGAUUUCAUCAAAGACCUCGCCGUCAUCCCUCCGCACCACGUCGAAGAGGCUCCCGACUUUGUCCGAGAAGUCCGCUCUCGCAACCUCGUCCAAGAUAUCACCAUGGACGACGUCUUCCAAGAGCUUUCGUCGCGCCCCCUCACUCCUCCCGAGAUGGUCGCCUGUCUCAAGUGGUGGGUCAGCGUCGCCGCACAUCCCUCGUACGAUAUCAGCCUGCGCUCCAAGCUCCUCAACAACGCCAUGCUCACCAUCGCCGACCCCAAGGACGAUGCUGUUCCCGAAAAGAUACAGCCACUCAGCGCCGUGCGCUUCUACCUCAACACGUCUCGUCUUCCCACCGACGUCCCUCUUCCAGAUUCCUGCCUGGCGUACGAAGUGUCAAAGUCAUUUACUACCAACGAGCUCUCCCGCGUGUUUGGCUGGUCCGAACUGACGGUGCCCGUCUGGGUCAAAAACCUCGUUCAGAUCAGCGUCCAAGCAAAACAUUCAGGCUCGACGGCGCUCGAAGAGACAGAUUUGCAGACCUCGCCGGCUUUCGCCGAAAAAGUGUUGCUCACUCUGUCGCGCACCUGGUUUGCACUGCCUGCCAAUCAGCACGACGAGAUCCAGCUGCUUCUGGCAAAUGCCACCUGCAUUCCUACUCGUCUUGAGAUGCAGAAGCCCGACGACGCCUACUUCGCCAACGUAUCCUUGUUUUCCGAUCUGCCCAUCGUCGAGCUUCCUACCGCACAGGUCAAGGGCAAUCUCGAAAAGGUGCUCGCCGCACUCGGCGUGCGUCGCCAUGUGGAGCUACAGAUGAUCUUCAAUCGGCUCGUAGCGGGCGGUGGCUGGUCCCACGUCGAUCUUGUCUCGUACCUUGCUUCCAACAAGGAGACGCUCUCCGACCUCGAGAGGGAACGGCUCAAGAAGACCGCCAUCUUUCCCAAGCAGGGAGAGGUUGGACCGCUCAAGGAAGACGGCAAACCCAGGAUCAUCCGCUACCGCGCCAGCGACCUUUACGAGCCUACUGAAGCGCUCAAGGCUCUCCAGCUGCCAGUGCUAGACUGGGUCGACAAGCCGUGGAAGCCCUCUUCCGAAGAGGCCCGCUUCGUGUUUGAUCUCGGUCUGCGACGCUAUCCGCCCAUGGAGACUGUGCUCGAGCUUGCUUCCACCACCACCAACGAUGCUCUGCGAUCCAGCGCCAUCGCCUUUUUCCUCGAGAGAUUCCACGCUCACUACAUUAAUCAGUACACCAUCUUCCGCGCCGAAAAGUACGCGUUCGUGCCCGCAAGGCUACCCAACGAGCCCAAGAUGGUGCUUCGCAAACCCACCGAGGUCUUUACCAAUGCAGAAGCUGCUGUGAUGGGCUUCCCCGUCGCCGGCCCCGAGAUCAACCUGGCCGACCUGCCCAAGCUCGGGUUACGCUCCAAUCCCACGGCGACGCAGCUCAUCGGCAAACUCGUCAACACGCCGACAAAAGACGAAGCACAGGCUCGCAAGAUCUUUGAGUAUCUGGCGACCGUCCCAGAAUUCAGUCUCAAUGACUUUGCACAGCUGCGAGGCGCCGAGUUCAUCCCUGUACGUCGCACAAAGCGCGGUGCCACUGCCGGUGUUGCAGGCGACUCGGCAGCUUCGCAGCCCAUCGAAGUCUUCGUGGUGUCCCCCAUGAAUUGCUACUUUGGCGGCUCGACCUCGGACGUCCAAUUCCGAGACGUCUUCUUCUACUGCGACUACGGCUCGGUAGCCGGUGCCUUUCUCAAGAACUGUGGUGUGCGAAACGAGCCAAGCAUCGAGGAGGUCGCGGAACGUCUUGUAGCCGAGCCGCAGCGCUUCUACCAGCUCGCCGGCAGCGCCGACGCGUAUCUCGGCAUCCUCCGCCAGAUUGCGACGAACUGGAGCCGCAUCCGUAGUCCGUUGCGGAACCAGAUGGCACGCUCCGCUUUCCUGCUCGGUUCCAAGCGCAUCAGCGAAAGCAAAGCGGCGGAAGGUGGCCAAAAGACCGGCCAUCUGUUGGACCAAGACGAUGACGAGCAGGACGAAGAAGCGGACGAUGCAGGUACACUCGUGUAUGCGCUCAAGAAGCCCUCAGAUGUCGUCAUUGUCGACGAUGCCAACUCGCACAUGCUCUUUGCCUCGUCGCUCUUCUACGCACCGCACGAGGAUCUGUUGCAGGAAGGACUGUACGGCAAACUCGGCUCGCCUCGGUUGAGUGCGCUGGUCGAGGAGCGCUACUCGAUCGAAGGUCGAGUCGUUCGAGACACGCAGCGUGCUCGCGAAAUCAAAGCAAUCGUCCUCGAACGUACGCCCCUCUUCCUCUUCGAAAAGCGACAGUCGUCCAAGUCCGAGAUACGCAAGGAUGCGGAGUGGCUCAAGCAGGCGCUCGAGGUCGAAGAGAUCGACGGAGCGGGUCUUCGCCUCGUACGGACGCUACGCUACGACAGAGUGCACGAGCAGAACGUGCAGAAGUGCACCGCCACCGCAUCGAUGCGCGGCUCCAAGCUGGUCCUGCAUCUUUCGUCAUCGAUGGAAGUCGACUUCUUCGAGGUCGCCACAUCGAUCAGCAAAUAUCUGCUCACGAAGCAAAGGCUGCAGGAAGUGCUGCUGUACAUGACGCUCCUCUCGACGUCGCUGCGCAACCUGAAGCGUCGUGGAUUCCACGUGGACAAGAUCCUCUCGCAGCGUAAAGCGGAACGGGAGGCUGCCGAGGCCCAGAUGCGCGAAGAACGACUCAAGGCUCAGGAGCGUGCUGCCGAAGAGAAGGCCACCGAGGACAAGCUGGCCGACUGGCGAAAGCAGGUGCUGAGCGUGUUUCCUGAUGCCGAUCCGCAUUACGUGGACCAGGCGCUGCGAAGCCAUAGCGAUGCGCAUGUUGAGCGCACCACCAACGACAUGCUAAGCAGCAACUAUCCUCGUAGAAACAAAGAGGCGUCGUCUGCCGUCUCACAGCUGACCAACGAUACCACGUCCACACUGACGCCUCACGGUGCAGGCGGCAAUGCGGGACCUGGCUUCUUCUCGGGCUUCCGCAACAAGUUCCUGCAGGCUGGCUCAAAGCAGCGCAGUUCGCUGGCGGAUGGAACGAGCUCCAUCCAACGUCACGGCUCAGACUGGCCGGCAGACUCUCCCAUGGCAGCAGCCGGUCGAUCAGCCGAGGAUCGUGCUCUGGGUGCCCUUACAUCUUCGUCGUCCUCGGGAGGCAUGACGCCAGCGGCGACCGCACCGACAAGCGAAGUGACGCCGCUUUCUUCGAUCCACAACAAUGUGCUCAAGGCAAUCCGCGCGUCGCGACCCGACGCAUCGUCGACGAUCAAGAGCGAAGCGCGACAGACGCAGAUCAAGGAAGCCGCCAACUCGUAUUGCGACCAAGGCGUCGAGACGGAUCUCAAGCUGGCAGGUGAGGUGGCGGGGAUGAAGGUGUUCCUGCAUCCGACGCUGGACGCUGCUUCGAUGCUGCAGGCCAACGCUGCAGCGCUCGAGCGUCUGAUCAACCGAAUCUACAAGCCUGUCGGAAGCAUCUUUGGGUUGGAUCCUAGAAGCAUGUACGUGUUCUGCGACACGGCGGGCCCUGCGAUCGCAUUCAACCGAGCGGGAGCGAUCUACCUCAAUUUCCGAUACUAUCUGGCGUGGCACGACGAAUUGGUGAAGCAGGGCAAGUUGGCGGACCCACUGGUGUCGACGUACUUCAGCGUUGCGCACGAGAUUGCGCACAACGUGGUGGCAGCGCACAAUGCAGAGCACGAGUGGUACUUUAGCGCGAUUGCCGAGAAGUAUGUCGUGUCGCUGGUGGAGUACAUUGCCAAGGCGGAGGGUGGGGCUAGUUAG